AUGAGAAGAGCAUUUAAUUUUACAUGGGCAACUAUUGACCCUGAAACCAUUUCCAGCACCAACCCAGCUCAGCUGAUGAACCUUGUAGGUGGCAAAUGGACGUCCUCAUCUGACUAUCUCAAAUGUUUAGACCCUCUUUUUGGUGGUGAAUUCCUCUAUGUCCCAAACACAUCUAAAACUGAGCUUGAGCCAUACUACAAGAGCAUCUCAGCAGUCUCAAAAUCAGGCAUUCACAAUCCUUUGAAAAACGUUGAAAGAUAUAGAACUUAUGGGCAAGUUUGCCAAAGAGUGGCUUCUUAUUUAAACCAAGAAGAAUAUUACAAUUAUUUCGCAAGAUUAAUUCAAAGAGCAGUCCCAAAGCAUACGGUUCAGGCAAGAGGAGAAAUCGGAAUUCUUAAAACUUUCUGUGAAAACUUCUCUGGAGAUCAAGUAAGAUUCCUAGCGAGAGGAUUUUCAGUACCUGGAGACCAUUUAGGGCAGCAGUCACAUGGAUAUCGGUGGCCAUACGGUCCUGUAGGGAUUGUUGCACCUUUUAACUUUCCAUUAGAAAUCCCGAUCUGCCAGCUUCUUGGUGCUUUAUUUAUGGGAAACGCUGUUACAAUUAAACCAGAUCCAAAAGCAGCUCUAUGUCUUGAGCAGUUUGUAAGGUUUUUGCAUUUUUGUGGGAUGCCACUAGAAGAUGUAAAUAUUUUACAUGGGACUGGAGAGCCAAUGGAGCAGCUGAUUCGUGAUGAUUUAUUCAGAUGCAUUCAAUUCACAGGCUCAAGUCGCAUUGCAGAUCAUUUAUCAGUAAUUACCAAAGGAAAAGUAAAAGUAGAAGACGCAGGGUUUGAUUGGAAAGUCUUAGGGCCUGAUGUACAUGAUUUUGAUUAUGUCGCUUGGACAUCAGAUCAGGAUGCAUAUGCAUUCAGUGGCCAAAAAUGCUCAGCCCAGUCUAUUUUAUUUGCCCACAAUAAUUGGGUUCAAGCCGGAAUUUUCGAUAAACUUAAACAGCUCGCAGAAAGAAGGUCACUUAAUGACUUAUCAAUUUGCCCAGUUUUAACGUGAAAUAAUGAAAAAAUUCAAAGACACGUAGAUGCUUGUGCUGCGAUUCCAGGUGCCAGAGUUUUAUUUGGAGGAAGACCUUUAGAUGUGCCACAUUCGAUUCCUGAAAUCUAUGGGUCAUAUUAUCCAACUGCAGUCUAUGUCCCUAUAGACCAAAUUCCUAAACACUGGGAUUUAGUUACAACUGAGCUAUUUGGGCCAUUCCAAAUUGUGACGGAGUGGAAUAAUAUAGAAGAUGUUUUAGCCAUCCUGGAAAAAUUAUCACACCACUUAACAGCUGCUGUUGUCACUAAAGACCAACAAUUCGCUAAUCAUGUGCUUGGGAGCGUCUUUCACACAACGACUAUUUUGUAACUUUCUUUUGCCUAUUUAAUAAAUAAGUGAACUGGAAGAAAAAAUUUAGUGAACAAAAUUGCUAAAAGUUAAUCAGAAUUUCGGCAGUGGAAACAUUGAUAACUCAUGGGCCUCUGUAUUAUGUAAAGUGCUCAGUCAUUUCAACAAUGACUAUUAAAAAUGAAUUUCUAUAAUCCGAUUUAAUCCUCAAAAAUUAUAAACGGGACUGUGAAAUUCAAUAGCACAAACUAUAAAGAUUAUGCACUUUACAUAUUAGAGAACACAAUGAGCUAUUAAAAUUACUAUUUUUAAAAAGUCUGAGAAUAGUUCCAGCAAAAUUACUUACUCACUUCAAACCUUCAUCUUUAAAUCACUUAUUUAUUGAACUUUCAUUGAAAAAUUUAAAAUAACUAUUGAAAUGAUUGAUCACUUUGCAUAAUACAGAGGUCCAUGAGUUAUCAAUGCUUCCACUGCGGAAUUAACAUCACUUUCACAAUUUCGCUCAUUCUUAAUUUUUUUCUUUCCAAGUCACUUAUUUAUUAAAAUUUUAUGGAAUAUCAAUAUUUUGAAACCGUCAUGGAAAUUUCAUAAUAUAGAAUAUUUAUGAGCUACCAAUGUUGUUGCUGUAAAAAGUAUGAGAGCAGUUCCGCAAUUUUACUCACUUCAAAUCUUCAUCUUUUAUAUUGCUUAUAAACUAGACUAUAUUUAAUAUAUAAAAUAUAUUUGUAGUGUCUUGAAAAGAAUACCCUUUUAUAGUGAUAGCACGCUUAGAAUUUAAUCUUAAUUGCUUACUUAGACCUAUAUUUUAUAGAAAAUAGGUAAGAUACUUAUCAGUCUAAGGGGUAUUUUAAAUUAAAAUUAAUUUUUUAUGAUUUCAAAAAUUAGCACGUUUCUUGUCAAAAUGGUUCACGAUGGGUGGAUUUUUAUUCAAAAAUAGGGAUUUUUCAAAUAAUUUCUUCGCUCACAGUGCGUUGGAGUUAGUCAAUUUGCUUUGGAAAUGAUUCCAUAUUCACUAUUUAAAGGUGAUUUUCAGUCAAUUUUGGUCUUGUGUGUGGCAGAAGUUUUACUAUAAAAAUUUUUAGCAUUAAAAAAUUGUGCUAAAAAAGGGCCAAAAGAGCUAUAAGGCUAAAAAAAUAGUCUAAAAAUAGUCGUUAUGAAAUAGUUUCGUGCGAAGGAACCGCUUGGGAGGACGGUAAAUGGGACUACUUAUGCAGGAAUCAGAGCUAGAACUACUGGAGCUCCACAAAAUCAUUGGUUUGGUCCUUCAGGAGAUCCAAGAGCUGCAGGAAUUGCUACACCUGAAGCAAUACAACUAGUUUGGAGUUCUCAUAGAGAAAUUAUUUCAGACAUUGGUCCAGUUCCUGAAAAUUGGACAAUUCCUCCACCAUCCUAA
This is a messenger RNA of Blepharisma stoltei, 2770 nucleotides long. The record is from the annotation of a GenBank genome assembly. NCBI's taxonomy places the organism in Eukaryota, Ciliophora, Heterotrichea, Heterotrichida, Blepharismidae.